UGUCAAAGCUGACAACCGUGGUCAAUGGCCAGCUGUCAGCGUAGCGAUUGCCAUUAUAUGCUUGCCGUGUUGUGUUGAUCACGUCAAAUAACGAACCUCUUCUCCGCGUGCAGACCGUGAACGGGCAGCUAAUCGAAGUUCACGGUAGGCUGUGCCAUUAAUUUGACCAAAACAGUGAAAUUUUGUCUACGAAAUGGCGAAUCGCGGUCCCGGGCCUAUUCCGAACAGAUGGCUUCAUUGCCCUCGCAAGUCCGAUUCACUUAUUGCAGAUAAAUUCGUGGCUUUCAAGACUCCGCUGGACGAACGUUACAAUGAUCAAAUGACGCUCGAUUGUAUUUUUCCACCCGAAAUGAUAUUUUCAUACAUGAAGAUGCUGAAGGUGAAAUUGGGGCUUUGGAUAGAUUUAACUAACACAAAACGAUUCUACAAUCGGGAAGAAAUCGAGGGCAAGGAUUGCCGUUAUGUGAAGCUGCAGUGUCGGGGCCACGGAGAGACCCCCUCGCCAGAGCAAACCCGAUCGUUCAUAGACAUUGUGGAUGAUUUUAUAAACGAACGGCCGAUCGACUUGAUUGGGGUUCAUUGCACACAUGGCUUUAAUAGAACUGGGUUCUUAAUUGUCAGCUACAUGGUGGAGAAAUUAGAUUGCUCAGUCGAGGCUGCGCUCAGUGCGUUUGCCGCAGCUCGUCCUCCGGGUAUUUACAAAGAGGACUAUAUCAGGGAGCUAUAUCGCAGGUACGAUGACGAAGAAGACGCUCCGCCACCUCCUGAAAUGCCAGAUUGGUGCUUUGAGUACGAUGAUAGGGUGGACACAUCAGUACCGGCCAAACGUCAGUUGGAGAGUCCUACUCCCACUUCCAGCAAUCACGACAAUGAGGGCGAAGACGAUGAAAAUGAUGUGAUUAAAGACCCAAAUGAUGCCGGACAAUCUGAACGCAACCCCAAAAAGAAAAAGCGACGUGAGUUGGUCAAGAAAGAUGCAACAUUUAUGCCUGGAGUUUCUGGUGUUAAGUUGAUACUUGACCAGCCCAGACUUGGAACACUUCAACAAAAAGUGCAAGAUAUGUGCGAAUGGGAGUCCUCAGGUUUUCCAGGUUCACAGCCAGUAUCAAUGGAUUUGAAAAAUAUUGAAAAUCUACACAAUCAGCCAUAUCGCGUCUCUUGGAAAGCGGACGGCACAAGAUAUAUGAUGUUAAUCGACAAAGAAAACGAAGUCUAUUUCUUUGAUCGUGAUAACUCCUGCUUUAAAGUCGAUCGCAUUCACUUCCUUCGCCGAGAAAAUCUUCAUCAACAUUUGGAAAAUACUCUUCUGGACGGUGAAAUGGUAAUUGAUAAAGUCAACGGUCAUAACAUUCCUCGUUACCUUAUUUAUGACAUAAUCAAAUAUGAAAAUGAGGAUAUCGGCAAAAUGCCUUUCACUAAACGUUUAGAUUAUAUAAAGAAUCGAAUAAUAGCUCCAAGACAUGAGGCAAUAAAAUGCGGAUUGAUAAGGCGAGAAUUGGAACCAUUUGGAGUGCGUUUGAAAGAUUUCUGGCAUAUAACCCAGGCGCGUGCGCUUCUGGGCCCUAAAUUUGCACAAAAUUUGAGUCACGAACCGGAUGGAUUAAUUUUCCAACCAGCAAUUGAGCCCUACACGGCAGGCCAAUCUCCACAUGUACUUAAAUGGAAACCACUCACUCUGAACUCGGUCGAUUUUAAGCUAAGAUUGGCAGAAGAAAGUGGACAGGGAGUAUUAAAGAGAAAAAUUUGUCAAUUGUUCGUUGGGGGUCUGGAAUUGCCCUUUGCCCUGAUGCCUUACACUAAGGCCAUGAAAGACCUGAAUAAUCAAAUCAUAGAAUGUAAAUUUGAAAAUAACCGAUGGGUGUUCAUGCGACAGCGUACGGAUAAAUCGUACCCAAAUAGUUAUAAUACGGCAGUGUCUGUUUGCAAUAGUAUAAAGCACCCCGUUACGACGGAAAUUCUCCUAGACUAUAUAGAUAGGUAUCGAUUUCCAGAUGAUUCUGAAAUGAUGCCACCACCUCCGCCACAAAGACGAUAAGAACAAACAUGUUGUGUGUAUAUGUGAGCCAAUAUAAAUCAAUUUUUAAAAGAUAUGAAAACCUAAUAGACGUAAUUUAAAAUAAAGGUUGAAUGAAGUGGCAUGUAAAAA
Hermetia illucens (black soldier fly) is the source of this 2146-nucleotide messenger RNA. It is a transcript of the gene mRNA-cap, whose product is annotated as mRNA-capping enzyme. Gene Ontology annotation, molecular function: protein tyrosine/serine/threonine phosphatase activity; mRNA 5'-triphosphate monophosphatase activity; mRNA guanylyltransferase activity. The record is from RefSeq and is a predicted model, not a curated record. NCBI's taxonomy places the organism in Eukaryota, Metazoa, Arthropoda, Insecta, Diptera, Stratiomyidae. Gene Ontology annotation, biological process: 7-methylguanosine mRNA capping; protein dephosphorylation. Bases 194 to 2035 code for a protein of 613 amino acids. The transcript is spliced from 11 exons.